AUGUCGGUCUUUGGUGCAUCAGCACAAACCCCAUUGCCUCCUACUAAUGCUAUCCCCACUUCGCAACGUAUUCUCCGAGCACUCCCUACACCAAUCUUGAAGGCCGCGAACAGCUCGUUCAUGAGCGCAACAAGCAGCAGCAUUACCAGCAGUCUACCAAAGACGCCUAGCCGACGGAAGAGAAAGAGCAAUGCAGCCGGCCGUGACCGUGAUGCCUCGGGUGCGAAGGGCAACGGUCGGGCCACGCCCAGUGGAAUGGACGAUAAGGAGAACCAUCGUGGCGGAAAGCCCCCUGACAUGCCCGAGCUGUCCAAGGGCAUGAUUGCCACGGAGGAGAUGGAUCGUAUUCGACCCGAAGGAGCCAGCCCGACAGCGGGUACAUCGCCCAUCGCUGCCGCAACAUCGCAGAGCGGAUCCUCCAGCCAGGCCCCUGGCAUUGGUGGCACUACCAGUAAAGGCCACCACCACAAGACCAGCUCCAACACUAGCACCAAUGCUCACGCUCGUGAGGAAGCUCGCAUCCUGGCUGCUGCUGCAGAUGCUUUGGCGGAUAAGGAGCGGCAGGUGACGUAUGAUACGAGGUUGACUCAUGCUAUAUGGGAGUUGGCCACUACCGGAGCGAACCCGGCGGUUGAUCUCUUGGUCUGCUUGGAACGCAGACAUACCAUCGGCUUCCGCUAUGUUGAUAUAACCAGGCCGGUUAUUAUUCACCAUGGAUCCCGCGAUACUCGUGUCCCGGUUGAGAAUGUGAAGUGGCUUGGCAAGACAAUGAAGCGUUGUGAGGUGAGAGUCCUCGAAGGCGAGGGCCACGGCCUGAUGGCCAGUGCCACUGUCAUGGGCUCUGUCCUCAUGGACAUGGCUAAGGAUUGGGAGGACUGGAACAGGAUGACUCAAGGGCGGAGAACUGGUGAUCCUGAGAGAAGGAGAGUUGCCGGGGCGAGGUGA
Molecule: messenger RNA, 945 nt
Organism: Phaeoacremonium minimum UCRPA7
Lineage: Eukaryota; Fungi; Ascomycota; Sordariomycetes; Togniniales; Togniniaceae
Product: putative hydrolase protein
Exons: 1
Coding region: 1-945 (314 amino acids)
Source: RefSeq, a predicted model, not a curated record